AUGACAAGGCUCGAGGGUCGUCGGGUCAAGGAUAGGCCGCAGAACAAGAGAGAGGGAAGAGACAAAGGAAAGUCGGACGAGAUACAGAGACAAGAGCGCGAGCCCAACGAUCCUGGUCUGCAGUCGGCCCUAGACGUGCUUCCUAGAGUCCUGGAUUCCUGGUCGUCAAAGGCAGACUGCGGCGGUCUGGCCAGGUCGGCGCCAGGUUUCCCCUAA
Colletotrichum abscissum is the source of this 216-nucleotide messenger RNA. RefSeq lists its product as uncharacterized. The record is from RefSeq and is a predicted model, not a curated record. The coding region runs from base 1 to 216 and encodes 71 amino acids. The transcript has a single exon. NCBI's taxonomy places the organism in Eukaryota, Fungi, Ascomycota, Sordariomycetes, Glomerellales, Glomerellaceae.